CGUUUUUCCAAAGCCCGAGUGGGGAGGAGCGGCUGAAACCCAGGCCUCCUAACUCCAGGCCAGGGCUCUUUCCUCUUCCCCAGCCAAAGCCCUUAAGCCGGAAUCUUGGUGUCCAAUAGGAAGCUGGGGAUUGAGGAGCCUGGAGUCAGUCCCAGGGGCCGGUCUCCCCGCUCCGUGACUCAGGGCAUCAGGGAGCCCCUAUCGUCCCCCAGGCUGCUGCUGCUCUGAUGAACACCCCCAUCUCACAAGCUCUGGGGCUCCCUGCUCUGAUCGCCAACUUCUGCCUUGGCAUCCCUACCCCAAAUGUCUGAGUGAGUUUGUGAAUGCUGGGAAAACCCAGGGGCUGAAGAGAGCCCAGAGGAGGGCAAAAGCUGCCUGCUAAGCCAGUGAGACCCCCCCAGGGGAGGAAGUGGGCCAAGGGGAACAGGAAGGGGCUGGGCUGGCUUCUGGGUCUGCCCCAUCCCAGCGUGGGCUAGCCUCAGCCUCAGCCCUCAGCAGUGACGAUGGGAGAGGCAAUGAUACCCUCUGUAAGCACUGGCCCUUCUGACAGAGUGUGUGCCUGGAGCUUCAAGGGGCCCCCAAACCGCCCCAGAGGUUGGGGAUUAUAGCUCCGUUGUGGACGGAGUGGAGUUGUGCGCUGAGUGGAGCCUCACUCAGGAUUGAGGCCAGGCCACCCGGUGGGAGCCACGUCUGCAUGGAGGGGACACACAUACAGUAGCACUGGCACACCCUCCCAUGGUUCUCUCGGUCAAAGGCUGGCUCUGGGCUGGCAGCCAGAGGGGUCAGGCCAGUUUCCACUUGAGGCCGCAGGGAUGUCCUGAUAUCAUUGUCCAUGUGCUCACCUCGGCCAGCCCCUGCCGGCCAGCCUGGGAAUCCCCCUUGAGCUCCACCCCUCACACUCCGAGGAGCUGGCUGUACCCCCUCUUCGUCCUGACUGCAGGGGUGGGGCCUCCUGUACGGGGGCUGUAGAAGGGCAGGCCCAGGAGGCUAUGGAGCCAGAGUCCCUCUACGACCUGCUGCAGCUCCCCAAGGCAGUGGACCUGCCGUCAGAGGACGAGCUCCUACAAGGAGAAAAGAAGAAAUACCUGACACCCACUUCCCGGAAGGACCCCAAGUUUGAAGAAUUACAAAAGGUGUUGAUGGAGUGGAUCAAUGCCACGCUCCUCCCUGAGCACAUCGUGGUGAGGAGCCUGGAGGAGGACAUGUUUGACGGGCUCAUCCUGCACCACCUGUUCCAGAAGCUGGCGGCACUCAAGGUGGACGUAGAGGACAUUGCCUUGACCGCUGCCAGCCAGAGGCGCAAGCUUGAAGUGGUGCUGGAGUCCGUGAACCGGAGUUUGCAGCUGGAGGAGCCACAGGCCAAGUGGAGCGUGGACGCCAUCUUCAAGAAGGACCUGCUGGCCACUGUGCACCUUCUUGUGGCCCUGGCCAAGCGCUUCCAGCCCGAAUUGGCCCUCCCAAAUAACGUCCAGGUGGAGGUCAUCACCAUCGAGAGUACCAGGAGCGGUCUGAAAUCGGAGAAGCUGGUGGAGCAGCUCACUGAAUGCGGCGCAGACAAGGACCAACCCUCAAAGGACGUCUUUGAUGAAUUAUUCAAGCUGGCCCCAGAGAAAGUGAACGCAGUAAAAGAGGCCAUCAUGAACUUUGUCAACCAGAAGUUGGACCGCCUGGGCCUGUCCGUGCAGAAUCUGGACACUCAGUUCGCAGAUGGAGUCAUCUUACUUUUGCUGAUUGGACAACUGCAAGGCUUCUUCCUGCACUUGAAGGAAUUCUACCUCACUCCUAGCUCUCCCGCAGAAAUGGCACAGAAGACCAACUUGCUGAGAGAGCCUCACACUGGGCCCCUGAGUUGGGAACUAGUCCCACCCUUAUUUCCACAUGAGAAGACAGUUCAGAGAGGUGCAGUAAUCUGGCCAAGAGCGCCCAGCCAGUUUGGAUGGGGUCAGAUGGCCACCCAGCCUUGUCUGUCUCCAAAGCCUGGCUUGCUCCCUAUUUCUACCUCUCCUGCAUCUUCACAACGUGACCCUGGCCCUGGAGUUCCUGAAGGAUGAAGGCCUGCUCAGCUACCCCAUCAGCCCUGAGGACAUUGUGAACAAGGACGCCCGGAGUACCCUGCGCGUGCUAUACGGCCUGUUUUGCAGGCACAAGCUGAGAGUAAACAUGGAUGGGACACCCCGGGGAAGCACAGACUAACCCGCACAGCCUACCUG
Messenger RNA from Nycticebus coucang (slow loris), 2210 nucleotides. It is a transcript of the gene PARVG, whose product is annotated as parvin gamma. Bases 990 to 2051 code for a protein of 353 amino acids. Gene Ontology annotation, biological process: substrate adhesion-dependent cell spreading; cell projection assembly; actin cytoskeleton organization. Gene Ontology annotation, cellular component: cytoplasm; actin cytoskeleton; focal adhesion. The transcript is spliced from 14 exons. NCBI's taxonomy places the organism in Eukaryota, Metazoa, Chordata, Mammalia, Primates, Lorisidae. The record is from RefSeq and is a predicted model, not a curated record. Gene Ontology annotation, molecular function: actin binding.